Molecule: messenger RNA, 1579 nt
Organism: Erythranthe guttata (spotted monkey flower)
Lineage: Eukaryota; Viridiplantae; Streptophyta; Magnoliopsida; Lamiales; Phrymaceae
Product: mRNA capping enzyme family protein
Biological process (GO): 7-methylguanosine mRNA capping
Cellular component (GO): nucleus
Molecular function (GO): mRNA 5'-cap (guanine-N7-)-methyltransferase activity
Source: RefSeq, a predicted model, not a curated record
CUCUCUCUCUCUCUCUUCCUCGCUUUUCUUUUUCUCAGCUUAUUUACACCAAAAACCCUCCGCUAAUUUAUCGGAACUGGUUUUCUAGAUCACACUCUGUAUAUAGAUAGAUACACAUUAUAUACACAUACACACAUGAAGCGAGGUUAUCAAGACUCUUCUUCUUCGGGUUCUUUAGGACCCCCUCACUCCAAAUUAAAGCAGAACCCUGACGGCGAUGACGAGUUUUUAGAAGACGAGACAACUAAAAUAUUUGCACAGAAAGUAGCUGAUCAUUACAGUGCAAGAACGAACCAGACUCUCGAAGAACGAGAAGCAAGCCCUAUUAUUCAUUUGAAGAAACUCAAUAACUGGAUAAAGAGUGUCUUAAUCCAGCUGUACGCCAAACGAGGAGACGCAGUUCUUGAUCUGGCUUGUGGGAAGGGCGGUGAUCUCAUCAAAUGGGACAAAGCGAGAGUUGGCUAUUACGUCGGCAUCGAUAUAGCUGAUGGCUCGAUAGAAGACUGUCGUACUCGAUAUAAUGGUGAUGCAGACCAUCAUCAACGUCGAAAGAAGUUCUCCUUUCCAGCUAGACUCGUUUGUGGAGACUGCUUUGAGGUUCCGCUGGAUAAGAUUCUUGCAGAAGAUGCUCCGUUCGACAUUUGCAGCUGCCAGUUUGCCAUGCAUUACUCAUGGUCUACUGAGGCACGUGCAAGGCGGGCCUUGGCCAACGUAUCGGCUUUACUUCGGCCAGGUGGCAUUUUUAUUGGAACAAUGCCAGAUGCAAAUGUCAUUAUCAAAAAGCUUAGAGAAGCUCAGGGGCUAGAAUUUGGUAAUAGUGUGUACUGGAUCAAUUUCGAUGAAGAAUUCGAAAGCAAGAAAUUUAAGACGAAAAGUCCCUUUGGCAUCAAGUACAAGUUCCAUUUGGAGGAUGCUGUGGAUUGUCCCGAGUGGGUUGUACCUUUUCACGUCUUCAAAGCAUUGGCUGAAGAGCAUGAUUUGGAGUUAGUAUUCGUCAAAAACUCACACGUGUUUGUGGGCGAGUACUUGAAGAAACCCGAAUUUGUCGAGCUCAUGCGUAGGCUCGGUGCUUUGGGUGACGGCAAAGACGACCAAAGUACACUAUCGCCAGACGAAUGGGAUGCCGCCUACUUGUAUCUUUCUUUCGCAUUAAGAAAGAGAGGACAACCAGAUCAGGGGAGAGUGAACAGUAGAAGAGACAAAGGUAAGAUGCAGCUAUCGAAGGAGGAUAUAUUAUACAUCAACGGCAAUACUGUGUAACAAUGCUACAAUGAUUUCACAUUUUCAAUCACGAACCCGACAACGCAAAUGACUUGUGAGGGUGGGUAGGACUGAUGGAAUUACCGAUAUGCCAUUAGCAGCAACUUCUCCUCGAUUGUUGCAUAACAGAGCAGCUUGUCGACCGAAAUGUGCCUUAUACUUUGAGUUGUUGUUGCUUCCCUUUUUUUUUUUUUUUUUCUUGUCUAAUUACUUUUGUACCUGGAAUAAUUGGUGACUGGAUUACAUGGUUGUAACCAAAUAUUGAAUUUUGUUUCUAUGAAGUACAAUAAAUGAUUUAAUAUAGGGUAAAUUACUGCCA